AAAUUCUUGUUUAUUCUUAUCGUUUGGAGCUGUUUAUGUUGGAGCAUUUUUAAGCAGAGAGCAGCUCCCCAUUUGGUUUAUGCGCUCAUUUGUCUACUCGAUUUCGCUAAAAGUUGUUUGCGCUGUUUGUGAUUGUGUGGUCAAUUUUGUCUCUGAUCGUCUUAAAGGGAGAUUGUUGCUUCUUGGCAAUCAGACGUAAAGACGUCCCCGAAAGUGUUGGUUGUGCCGCAAAAGUAUAUUUUAUUUCGCUGUUCCAAAAUACAUAAAAUUCAUUAAGUGUGCACUGUAAAUAUAUAGCAAACCCGAAUGUGUUUCAAAGUGUGAAAAGUAAUUGGAAAAAUAGUGAUAAAUUUUACACAAACAUGCAGUUAUUUAACCAAGCGACGUUUAACUAUACGCUACUCUUGUUGCUUAGCCUCUGGUCCUGUUGCAUUUGGGCGUCAACAAAUGCAGCGACAACGGAUGCGAGCAGCGAUGCAGCAGCGGAGGAAGGAGCAAAACACAUAAAAGUAUUUACCGUCGCGACAGAACGCACUGAUGGAUACUUGCGGUACUUGCGUUCAGCAAAGCGUGUCUAUGACAUUGAGGUGAAUACGCUUGGCAUGGAUGAGGAGUGGAAAGGUGGUGAUAUGAAUGGUUUGGGUGGCGGCUAUAAAAUACGCUUGCUACGCGAGGCUAUCGAGCCUUUCAAAGAUGAGAAAAACACAAUUAUUUUGUUCACGGACAGCUACGAUGUCGUCUUCACCACUGGCCUUAAGGAUAUUUAUCGGAAAUUCAAAGAAUUCGGCGCUAGAGUGCUCUUCUCUGCAGAGAAAUUCUGUUGGCCUGAUGUAAAAUUGGCCAAGUCAUAUCCACCAGUAUCGGAGGCCAACUCAUCGCCAUACCUGAACUCGGGUGCUUUUAUUGGCUACGCACCGGAGAUUUAUAGUAUUUUGAGCGCUGAGGAAAUCAAAGACGACGAUGAUGAUCAACGUUACUAUACGAAAAUCUUCCUUGAUGUAGAUAAACGCAAGAAAUUGAGCAUACAAUUGGAUACGCAAUCGCGUUUGUUCCAGAAUUUGAAUGGCGCACGUGAAGAUGUCAAGCUGAAUGUGGACUUGGAUUCGAAUGAGGGCAAAUUGCAGAAUAUUAACUUCAUGACCGAACCGAGUAUUAUACACGGCAAUGGACCGAGUAAAGUCGAGUUAAAUGCAUUUGCAAAUUAUUUGGCGAAAACCUUCCAUGGUGAAUGUUUGAUAUGUCAGGAAGAUCGUUUGGAGCUGCAAGAAAAGAAUCUGCCCAUAGUGUCCGUAGCGCUCAUUAUAACAGAAACAGUGCCUUUCUUCGAUAUGUUCCUGCAGAAAAUCGAGAAUCUUAACUAUCCCAAGCAAAAUUUGCAUCUAUACAUUUACAGUAAUCAAAAAUUCCAUGAUGAUAUGGCGCAAGCUUUUCUGAAACGCGUAGAAAAAGAGUACCGCAGCGCGAAAAUCGUGCUUUCCAGCGAUGAGCUGAAUGAGCAACGUGGUCGUGAAUUGGCGCUCCAACAGGCCAAACAAAAGCAGAGCGACUAUAUUUUCUACGUGGACGCCGCUGUGCAAAUAGACGACCCGCAAUUGCUGCGCGAGCUGUUAAUCAUGAAUAGACAAUUCGUUGCGCCUGUGGUGAGCAAAUACGAUGAAUUAUGGAGCAAUUUCUGGGGUGCACUUUCCGAUGGCGGAUACUAUGCGCGCUCACACGACUAUGUGGACAUUGUGAAGGCCUCAUUUACCGGCAUGUGGAAUGUCCCGUAUGUGUCCAGUGUUUAUCUGAUCAAGAGCAGCGCAUUCAAACAUAUCUCGUAUCAGCAUCGCGAUUAUGACCCCGAUAUGGCAAUGUGCGAGUCACUACGCAGAGCUGGUGUUUUCAUGUACGUCACCAACCAGCAUAUCUUUGGCCAUUUGGUAAACGCCGAUAACUUCGACACCACUGUCGCCCGUCCUGACUUUUACACGAUAUUCAGCAAUAAAUACGAUUGGGUUAGAAAGUAUAUACAUCCAAAUUAUUUUAAACAUUUGGAACCGAAUACAACCAUUGAACAACCCUGUCCCGAUGUUUUCUGGUUUCAAGUCGGUACCGAUGCUUUUUGCGAUGAUAUGGUGGCGAUUAUGGAAAACUUCGGCAAAUGGUCGGAUGGCAGCAAUAAGGAUGCUCGUUUAGAGGGUGGCUACGAAGCGGUGCCCACACGUGACAUACACAUGAAACAGGUGGGAUUGGAUGGUGUGUGGCUGAAGUUCCUGGAUUACAUUGUGCGUCCGCUGCAGGAGAAAGUUUUCAUGGGCUACUAUCAUAAUCCGCCACGCUCGCUCAUGAAUUUCGUUGUGCGCUAUCGCCCAGAUGAACAACCGUCACUGCGUCCACACCAUGACUCCUCCACAUACACGAUUAAUAUCGCGUUGAAUAGCGUGGAUGUGGAUUACGAGGGCGGUGGCUGCCGUUUCCUACGCUACAACUGUCAAGUGGAUAAGACGCGCAAAGGAUGGAUGUUUAUGCAUCCAGGUCGUUUGACGCACUACCACGAAGGCUUACCGGUGACAAAUGGCACGCGUUACAUAAUGAUUUCGUUUGUUGAUCCAUAAAUGCGGCAUUUUGCUGUCUAAAUCAGCGCCCCAGUCGUUUAGAAUUUAAGCAAAAACUGCCAUUGGCCUGUCCAAAGAUUACCUUUAGUUGUUUUGUAGUUGCUUUCCUUAUGAAAACAUUUAUGUGAAUGAGCAUAGUAUGUGACAACUCGUAAAGCUUUCUUAGUUAUCGUAUCGAAUCGUAAGAGUCUACUUAAUUCUAUAUUACCGCAAAGUCGAAGAAUAAUAAUAAUAUACAUUUACAAUUACUUAUAUACACACUAAUACAUAUGCAUAUUUUCCCCGAACAAAUGUGAAAAUCUAGUUGCAUGCAUAUCGUGCGUAAUUUGCUGAAUACUCGUCAUUAUCAAUGAAUUUACUAUAUUUUACAAUACUAACUAACAAGUGAAGCUGCAUUUAACCAAACAAUCGCAAUGAAUUGAAACAGUCAAAAUGUACUCGAAUUGACAAUUUUUUACAACAUUUUAUAUUUACCUUAACAAUUAGCUGAUGUAUGUGUUUGCUAAAAGUGAUUGAUUUAUAAGCAAUGAACAAAUAAACAUUUUAUGUAAAAUAGUAAUAUAAA
Bactrocera dorsalis (oriental fruit fly) is the source of this 3159-nucleotide messenger RNA. RefSeq names its product procollagen-lysine,2-oxoglutarate 5-dioxygenase (gene Plod). NCBI's taxonomy places the organism in Eukaryota, Metazoa, Arthropoda, Insecta, Diptera, Tephritidae. The record is from RefSeq and is a predicted model, not a curated record. Gene Ontology annotation, molecular function: procollagen-lysine 5-dioxygenase activity; L-ascorbic acid binding; iron ion binding. Bases 363 to 2594 code for a protein of 743 amino acids. Gene Ontology annotation, cellular component: endoplasmic reticulum. The transcript has 11 exons. Gene Ontology annotation, biological process: peptidyl-lysine hydroxylation.